CACACACACACGUGGCGUUCUGGUCCCGGGAGUGACUCUUCACCAUUUGGCGAGAGAGACCGGAAGAAGAGGAAGGACGGAGCCCACAUGGGAUAACGCGCAUUGUGUGUUUCAGACUUCUAGAAUAACACUUGACUUUGGUUUCUAAAUUUCUACAGCAACCAUCGGACCCGUUUCUUUCUAUUAUCGCGAUUUUUGAGCGGCCGGACGAUCGGAGGCGCUCUGCCAAGUUUCGCGCGCCGACGUCUUUAAUUGUCGCAAGACUCUGUUUUCUGCGCGCCGCUGCUGUGUUUCCGGCACGCGGGCGGCGGACGCUCGUGCUCAUUAUUCCUCGUGGAUCGGCAGCGUCCGCUCGUGCGCGCGCACGCCUGCCUUCCUGCCCGCUCGCUCGUCCGCCGUCGACACACACGGCGCUCUUUGAUACACUAGCGAGUCGCCGCCGGGAGGUUCCGCUCACCGGAGCGCGCAGAGCGCCAUGGCGGCCGUGACGAGCCCCGAAACGAACCCCCAGCCGCGGGUCUAUUUCCAGACGCCCCCCGGCGCGGAGGACACGGAGCCCCCGGUGCGCAAACAGGGGCGCGUGACCGUCAAGUACGACCGCAAGGAGCUGCGGAGGAGACUCAACCUGGAGGAGUGGAUCGUGGAGCGGCUCACGGAGCUCUACGACUGCGAGGAGGAGGCCAUUCCUGAGCUGGAGAUUGACGUGGACGAGCUGUUGGACAUGUCCAGUGAUGCUGACCGGGCCUCCCGGGUGAAGGAUUUGCUGGUUGACUGUUACAAACCUACAGAUGACUUUGUGACUGAGCUCCUGGACAAGAUUCGCGGCAUGCAGAAGCUCAGCACGCCCCAGAAGAAAUGAACACUCAACCCUGGAUCCUCCACCAGUCGAUGAGGGGAAAGGCAGUGAGAUCACGUAUGAACUCCUAGAAUCCCUCGGUGCCGCUGACUUCAGCCAAUCAAGUGUCUGCUACAGGGCUACUGUACCUUUACUCAUGUUUUACUUUUUGGGGAAACAGUCAUAUCUAUCUAUUUGUGUUAUCAGCGUUCCAUUCAUAUAUGUACACACUAAUAUUUAGUCUUGUAUAUUGACAGUGAUCUUACGGUGCAUUGUCAUGGGAACAGGCUGGGUACUGAUGGUGCUCACUUAGUACUGUACUGUGGAUGAACUAACCCCCUCCUGUGCGUGCGUUCGUGUGUGCAGCAGCAGUAACGCAUGCAGUUAUAUCAACAGGCAUCUACACUGUACACUGCCCUGUUUUUACUGACAUAAAUUGGGGGUUGGUGAACUGGGAUCGCUUCAAACACAUAAGCACCUUUUCCUAGCCUGAAGCCUGAGUACCAGUUUCACACAUGGUCCAACUGUAACUGAUCAUUUCAGAUGGGCAGCCUACACACAGUAAAUAUAUGAAAAAUUGCAAUGCACGCAGUUACUUGAAGUGAUGUCAUAGAACAUAUGUGUAAACAAGCACAAAAUUGGUUCGAUGUGUAAUACUCUUUAUAAGAGGAGAAAGCGAUUUAAAUAACUGAAUUUCUUAUGAAGUACUGCUUUGGGUGUUACAGUUGGUCAUGUGGGGUCACUCACAGUGGCUUGUCUUCUGCCCUGUACCAUGGUAUGCUGUAGUAUUUGAAACUGUUAGUGUGUUUGUGGGAUGGAGGGGGGUAUGAUCGUUUUUAUAAUAGCUGGAUGCUGAUGGUGCUACGUGGGACACCGCUGUACUCGCAUGAUGGUACUGAUGGAUCCCACCUGACCAAGCGCAGCCCUGUUAGUGGCUCAAGGUCCCUGUUAGAGCUCCAGGUGACCUGGACACUGACCUUUAACCUGAUCUUAUUGUCCUGUCCUCCUCUUCUAGUGCUCAUCCUCCUGGACAAGUAGCAAAACUUUUUUUUGGACUAAUUCUGCCUUAGGUUUAUAUUCUGUUACAGAAACCAAAUAGAUACUGAUAAAACUAUC
Messenger RNA from Scleropages formosus (Asian bonytongue), 1951 nucleotides. RefSeq names its product protein phosphatase 1, regulatory (inhibitor) subunit 14Ba (gene ppp1r14ba). NCBI's taxonomy places the organism in Eukaryota, Metazoa, Chordata, Actinopteri, Osteoglossiformes, Osteoglossidae. Gene Ontology annotation, cellular component: cytoplasm. The transcript is spliced from 4 exons. Gene Ontology annotation, molecular function: protein serine/threonine phosphatase inhibitor activity. Gene Ontology annotation, biological process: innate immune response; regulation of phosphorylation. The coding region runs from base 476 to 859 and encodes 127 amino acids. The record is from RefSeq and is a predicted model, not a curated record.